This is a messenger RNA of Vigna umbellata (rice bean), 788 nucleotides long. NCBI's taxonomy places the organism in Eukaryota, Viridiplantae, Streptophyta, Magnoliopsida, Fabales, Fabaceae. The record is from RefSeq and is a predicted model, not a curated record.
AUUGUGUAUUUGUAUAUUUUCUUAGGUAUCUUGAUGAUCACGCAAGAUUUUACAGGCAAACAAUAAUACUGGGUUUUUAUUCAAAUCCAGAUAUAAAUGCUUCAUUCAAUCAUCAGUGUGUUAAUUAUGAAGGGAAGGUGAAACUGAUGUGUGAAUACAAAGGUGUCUUACACAAAGUGCUACCGGAAAUAAGACAAAUUUACGAACGAUUUGAUGUAGACUCAAUAGUAGAAGCUGAUGAUGCCCGUUUUGAUUAUUUUAUUACAAAGGUUUUCCCCAGAAUAAAAGAUUUAGAUCAGGGAGGGACAAUGUUAUUUACCAGUUCUUACUUUGAAUUUAUUCGACUCCGUAAUUUCUUAAAGUCAAAGAAUGCCUCCUUUUGUUUGCUGGGGGAGUAUACAACCCAAAGUGAUAUCUCUCGUGCACGUCUUUGGUUCUAUGAAGGAAGUAGAAAAGUGAUGCUUUACACUGAGAGAUCUCAUUUUUACCACAGAUAUAAGAUUCGAGGGGUUCAGAAUUUAAUCAUUUAUUCCCUUCCAGAGAGGAAGGAAUUUUACCCUGAGAUUGUGAAUAUGCUUGAUGGGUCUAACAAUAUGACUUGUACUGUCCUUUUUUCCUGCCUUGACAAGCUUCGGCUUGAAAGAAUUGUUGGCACUACUCCAGCCAAAAGGAUGGUGGCUGCGGAGAAGGGUGUUUUUGUUUUCUGCCACUAGAAUUCUGCCUGGGAAGCCAUGCAAAAUAGUUUUUGGGUCCGUGGUGAUGGCAUCAUGUAUUAGUAUGUUACUCUU